AUGGCCUUUCAAGGAACACCCCCCUUCUUUCAAGAUGUCCCGUAUACCAGGAGAUGGGGAUGUUUGAAGCCAACAAUCCGUUGUUUAUACAUUGACGAAGAUUUGAAGCCAAAUCAGCUUGCACGGAAAAUGAAAGACGAUUUUCGAUUUGAUGCGCUGUAGGUACAAGAAUGCAUUUUUCAGGACCCAAUCCUUUUGUAGCUGACAAUCCUGUAGAGAACACCAGUACAAAUACAAACUCAAAAAAUGGGGUAUGACCAAAAACAUGCCAUCAAAGAAGAAGGAAUCGGCGAUACUGGCGAUCAGAAAAAGAACAAAAGAUCCAAACUCAAGCAUGAGCAUCAAGUACAACGGCGAGACAAUUGACAAGAGAAAGAUCCGACGACACAUCAGUGACGUAGAGAAGGCAAAGAAAAAACAAGAACAUACACUGCAGCUCAAAAUCAAUUUGUAGGUAUAUCUUUGAAUUGUCCGAGAUUUUGCUGAAUAUUCCAAGUUUCAUCCAAUGGAAUUUGCCCUACAGAGAUUUCAGAUAUUCGUCUGUUACAGCAAACAGUCCCUGGUCGCCCUUUGGGUCCACACCAAGCGAUAUAUCCAUCGGAAGUCCAUUCGGAACUAACUCAGUUAACGCGACCUAGCCAACAAUGCUGGCGAUAAGAGGCAAAAAAUUGAAUGAGAGAGCUCGGCUUUUGUUGUGCUGGGUCUACUUUCUCUUUUGCUCCACUUCCUGAUUUGAUCCACUUAUAGCUCUGCUGCCUAAAUGCUUCAUGUCUGCAUAAAACUAACACUCUUUAUAUAAACACCUUAGAUAGCUACCUUUUACAAUGCAAUCAAUUCUCCAUGACCUUCAGUACCCAAUACCCUUUCAACCCAAUAGCUUUUUAUAACGGGAGCUCACGAUGAUUUGAUGAAGAACAUGGAUCGACGGGAGAAGAAGUAAGUCAGCACUAAACUAUUUGAUGAACAAUUCUAACACACAGCAAAGGAUCCUUACCACUUGGUUGUAUCAAUUCUGGCUGUUUUCGUUUGAAACAGCAAAGCAUUGGGGCCAUGGACCUCUGGAAUGGAAUGCCGAAAUCCUUGAUUUCGAUCGCUAUAAGGACACACAGAUCUCUUCCACAACAGAUACACCCAUGCUAAAUAUCGGGACCCCCUAUCCUGCUACCCCUGGUGCCAUAAUAUCUAGUGAUCAGCAUGAGUCUUUACCCCCAAAACUUUGCAAAUGGACCAUGCACGCGUUCAUUCCGUUUCUAUACGGUCGAGAAUAUGAAUCAUCGUCGGAAGCUGAAGAAAUGAUUUCGAUUGGUGGAGUGAACUGGCCACGAUGGACUGGACCCUUGUUAAGCCAAAAUCUGGACGAGAAGCUUCAAAGAGCGUUAGAAACAAAUACUUUCAGUAACAUCAGAAUAGAAGACUUGCCAGUGGCAAUGGCCCAGAUAGCCAGAAUCACGAAACGUUCUAAAACUCAAAUCGUUUUAGAAGCUUUCAGUUUUAGCAUCAUCGCAAGGAACGAGGAGGUAUUUUGGAAACUUCUAGAUCGAGUCACUUCAGUAGAUUUCGCCGUUUUGGGUCUCUAUCCACACCAUCUGACUACCACAUAUCUUGAUGGGUCGAACACCUGCCGCAACCUUCUUGAUGCCACUGUGAACAACAUCAGAUUCUCAGGGCGACUUUAUAUCAACGAUUAUCGGCAUAAGGUUCUGGAUAAUCUAUUCAUUACGAUACUGAAAGGACAUACAUCUUGUCCUCCUGUGACCGUUGACGAUGCAUUCCAAAAAUUGCGACGAUUUCCGGGUGAAGAGAUCGAUAUAUGUGGACGGUGGGACGCGGACUCUGAAUGUAUUCGUGAACUAUUUGCUGGUGGGAAGGCAUCAAUUCCCUUUGAAUGGAAACACAUGUUCUGCCACACUUCAGCACAGGCAGUUGUCCACUGCAUUGGCCGCAUAUUUGGGCCAGCUGCAGCGCCCGACAUCAAUACACCAAGCGGAUUGUUUGCGAGGAGAUGCCAGUGCUGCGACAAGCAACUAAAACUUCUUCCUUUACAUUCGCUAGUUCUGGUUGCUUUUCACCUUGCAAGGAGUGGAUGUGCAGGCGAGAAACUGUUUGGCAUGCUUACGUGCUUGGUAUGCCUCUUAGCAUAUGGGUGCAAUCCCCUUCUACGAGCAGAUACCUCCCUCAAAGCACUGAUGGGUAUGGAUUGAGCUGACGAGUGUAGCCAUGAGCAACUUGACGCAUUGGAGCUGGCAGAGCGGGUACCUGAACAUCUAAUGACCGGGUGGGCUGACGAGGCGAAACUCGGUUGGCAGGUUUUAUGUGCGGUACUAUCUUUUGCCAGAGAGGAAAGAAGAUCAAGACCAGAACACACUGAUGGCGAUAGACAGGAAUACAACAGGACCCGAGAUAGAGUGGAUGACUUUAGUAGUACGUGGAGUACAGCGACGAUGGCAUGGAUCUCGACGAAUCAAGCGACGUGGAUGAAGGAAGUGGUGAAGAUGGCCCUGACUACUAUGAGCCAUGUCAACACUACAAGUUAAAGCACAACAAUUUCUACGGCCGAAGUAGGACGAUCGGAACGUUAUGGGCGGCCAUACAGACAGAACUUCUUUCUUAUCGACGACUUGAGGAAGGUGACGGCUGGAUGUCAGAGAAAUUCAAUAUGCUCUCCCUUCUACAUGGUCUCAAAAAUGGAGGUAUCAUUCCAGUUACACUUGUGGAGGAUGGUAUGAUGGCUCCAUACUGUGAAUGCGGAAGGUUUCUCGACGUGAUUGAUGAGGCAUGUGUCUGUGUAGCCGAAGCCUGCGCUCAUUAUUUCUGUAAUAUGGAGGACUGGGAAAGGUCCGCAAAUAUUGGACUUCCAGUUGAUAGCACUGGGAUGUGGUAUGACUUUUGA
This is a messenger RNA of Hymenoscyphus albidus, 2890 nucleotides long. Lineage: Eukaryota; Fungi; Ascomycota; Leotiomycetes; Helotiales; Helotiaceae. The record is from the annotation of a GenBank genome assembly.